CCAGAUUCAGUGAACUUUAAAUUGUUUUAAGGAACAUGAAAUUUUGCAUACCAAUUACAAUUUUUAUAGCUGCCAUAAUUCUCUUUGGAAAUGCUCAAAAGUUAAGCGAAGAAAUUAAAUCUGAAAUGUUUUAUGGGAAGAUAAACGAGACAUUGCGUGAACCACUAAAAAUGUAUCCAAAAAGAAUUAAAUGCAUAAUUAAGGAAUUGAAAAGUAAAAGGACGAUGGAAGUAAUUGAAUCUUUUUACAAUUUCACUUACGCCGAUAAUGGAUACAUGUGUUAUUUUGGCAAUCAUACAGGAGUAAUGAAAGUACUCCAACCGAUUAUAGAUAGUGCAAGUUUUGGAUGCACCAUAAUUGGAUUCUGUGCGAUAUUUUUAAUAUGUACCGUCUUAUUGACUGUUGUUGCUUGCGUUGCAUGUUUGCAUAAGUGA
This is a messenger RNA of Chironomus riparius, 434 nucleotides long. The record is from the annotation of a GenBank genome assembly. NCBI's taxonomy places the organism in Eukaryota, Metazoa, Arthropoda, Insecta, Diptera, Chironomidae.